AAUAAUAUUGACUUUGCACAUACUAUACUACGUUUGACUCGUGACCCCCAGAUUUCCCGUGAGUCCUUGCGGCUGGGUGGGCGCGCGUCCGUGUUGUUAGCCAAGAUGCCGUCGGAGGACAACAAAACAGCAGCUGCCGUCGUUCAAAAUGUUCCCGAAAAACCCUUCCACUACAUGUAUUUGAAGGAGUUCAGAACGCAGCAGUGUCAGGACUUUCUCCAGCACAAGUGUCAACAACAUCGGCCCUUUACCUGUUUCCACUGGCAUUUUAUGAACCAGAGGCGACGAAGACCGAUCAGGAGAAGAGACGGGACCUUCAACUAUAGCCCAGAUAUCUACUGUGACAAAUUUGACGAGCAGUCAGGCAUCUGUCCCAACGGAGACGAUUGCCCCUAUUUACACCGUACUGCCGGGGACACAGAACGAAGAUAUCACCUACGCUACUACAAAACCAGUACCUGCGUACAUGAGACAGAUAGUAGAGGCUACUGUGUGAAAAACGGGCCCCACUGUGCUUUUGCACACGGCCCGCACGACCUCCGGCCUGCGGUCUACGAUAUCCGCGAGCUGCAGGCUCAGCAGCAGACACCGGGGAAUAAUCCCUCCGACACGAAUGGGCUCUCCCUGCCGGAGAAACAAGAAAAGAAUAUGAUAGUUAAUGAAGACCCAAAGUGGAAUGAUACCAACUUUGUUUUAGCAAAUUACAAGACAGAAUCAUGCAAACGACCGCCCAGGCUCUGUCGACAGGGGUAUGCCUGCCCACAGUACCACAAUUCCAGAGAUCGCAGGAGAAGUCCUCGCAAGUUUAAGUAUAGGUCCACACCCUGUCCUAAUGUGAAGCAUGGUGAUGAGUGGGGGGAUCCAUCUCUGUGUGAGAAUGGGGACAACUGUCAGUAUUGUCACACUAGGACAGAGCAGCAAUUCCACCCAGAGAUUUACAAGUCUACCAAAUGUAACGACAUGCAGCAGACAAAUUAUUGUCCACGUGGACCAUUUUGUGCCUUUGCACAUGUUGAACGAGACUACAUGUACUUGCUGGACUCGUCCCCCUUUCAAGAAGACAACACAGCCGGCUCCUCUACUGGCCUGGAUGAUAUCCCCAUCCCCUCGUCUGCCCCUCCCCUCCCCAUAGGCACACCUGCACAGGUGUCACAGAUGUGGUCCCUCAAUAACCACCUCCCACUAGUACACAGGCCAACACUACGUCUGCAGGUGCCAAUCUCAGCCCCUGUGUCGGGCGUGUUCAGCUCCAUCAGUGAGUCUCUGACCCCGCCCAGCCUGAACCCUAUCAGUAAACCCCGUUCCCAGAGUUCCUCCACCAGCAGUAGCUUCUCGUCCGACACCGGGCUGGGGUCAGGGUCAACGUACCAGAAGGCACCAGGGUCGGAGAGGGAAGACAGUCAGUUAUGGACCAAUCCGUUCCAUUUCCAGGCCCAGCUGAAGAAGCAGCUGCAGCUGAUUGACAGCGACCCGAGCCUGGAUGAACAGGAGAAGCUCAGGAGGAAGCAAAACCUCCUGGGGACCGCCACGGCAGUCGUGACGUCAGUCCACAAUUCAGGACCUCUGUCUAGUUCUUUAUCAUCCAUGACCACCAUGGUCACGUCAUCAACGUUAACACCAACAGCUAGGCCUUUUUAUCCUGCCUCUGAUACCGUGGAGUCUGUUGUAGGUUCUGCUCUAGAGGACAUGAACUUGGAUGAUUUUGAUGUUGGGUCAGCAAUAGAUAAAGAACUGGACAACGAGUCAGGCUCUGCAGCCAGCUCCAGUACAGGACUAGGGCUAGAUUUUAUGGGGUCCAACUCCUUAUCAAAUUCCUUGAGUCAAGGCAUUUUGAGCGGGGCCGGCUCCACCCCUGUUAGCAUCCCAGGGUCUUUAGGAGCGUCAUCCACACAUUCCCAGUCACCCCCCUCCCCACUAGGACAGCUGCCCCCUGCCUUUGUACCACAGCACAUCCAGCAGCAACAGCACCAACAGCAGCAAAUAGAACAGGCAGCAGCAGCCUUCCUUAGCCAGCCUGCCCCUGAGAUGAGGUCACUAGGGUUCAUGGACCUGGGCUCACAGAACUUCUCAACACGAGGGCCUCACUCCCCCCUGCUGUCAGUCGGGGGCAGCCACUCCACAUUCUCAUCUACCAAUUCUACCAACAGCGAGGUGCAGAGGCUACAGGACGAGCUCAACGCGUGUAGAACAAAACUCCAGUCCUGGGAGGAGUCCUGGCAGCAGGCUAAACAGGCAUGCGAUGCAUGGAAGAAGGAGGCAUCUGAAUAUGCAGAAAAGGCCAAAGCUGCAGAAAAAGAAAAGUUACAGGCAAUAGUGGAAAGAGAUGAGGUUAGAAACCAAGCAGAAGUGCUGAGAAAAGACAUAGAAAAUUUGAGUGGCGGGCCACAUCUACACGUUUUGCAAAAGCUGUCCGACAUGGAGAAGCUUCCCCUUACAACAUUGAGAAGUUAUCAGCAACAACUGAGGCAAGAUCUGGAGAGAUUAGACAAGGUUAUUUACCAGCUUCAGGCGAUGAAGUGCUUGAUAUGUCAGGAGAGGAAUCGCUGUGUGGCCGUCAUGCCCUGCAAUCACUACGUCAUGUGCGAGAUCUGUGCUCCGGUACAGAAGGAAUGCCCCUAUUGUCACCUUCAAAUACAACAAAGGUCCACUGUCGUACUGCCUCAAGUACCCACAUUAUGAGCCAACUGCUCUUAGCAAAAUUUUACCUGUUGUAACUCGUGCUCCUGUUUCACCAGCCUUUUCCCCAACUUCUGCCAACAUUGCCGUAGUGUAUAUGAGAAGCUGAUCUAAUCUGCAUAGUGCCUACAUUGUAACUAUAUAGAAGGAAAUCAUCUACAUAACCCACUGUCUUUUGUGGGAGAAAUUCAUAUUAGCUGCAUUCCAUUAUUUUUGAGUCUAUACCUGCAAGAUAGUAGUGGUUUUAAUGGAUAAUGUUGUUGCCAUGUGCAUGUGUGUUUUAGUUCAAAGCAUAGGCUUGUAGGGACAUAUCAGUUUUAGUUUGUUGUCAGUCGGUGGACACUUUUGUGGUAGUAUUGCUAAUAGUGCAACAUAAAUCAUGUUGUAGAAGAGGGAAAAGGCUGGAGAUACAUCCUUACACCUGUGCUGUCUUGGCUAGCCUGGCUAGGUCUGCCUCAUUGAUGAAUCAUUGUGUCAUACUUUCAUACAAAAUGAUCUAUCAUUUGUAACAGAACAAUUGGAGUCAGUCUGUUUCAGACAUCUGUUUGUCAGACAGGCAAAGAGAGCUUGAGGGAAGACUAGAAACACUCAGCCAAGACAGUACCAAAAUUGUAAUUGUCAAAUGUGGUGUCUUCUUAUCUAUGGAGCAAAUGUUGAAAAUCUCAUGCCAAAUUUGUCACACCAAGCCACCAGUGUUAAUUGAACAGAAUGCAUUCUCUACUGCUUUUUUUGGAUAAAGAAAAAAUGUAGGAGUGGUGACCAUUGUCAGAAGGCUGUCCAUAUUUAAACAGUUAUGAUGUUGGUAUUAGACUUUGAAACAUACAUCAGCAUAAUAUUUCAGUUCUAUCUACAAUAUACUGCCUUUAAGAAUUAUGGUCUAAUUUAUGAGCGGUAUUUUCACCAUGCAUUUGCUAUUCCCAGACCUUAGAAAUUUGUUUGCAAUUUUAUUUAUUCUAGUAGUUUUUAACGUGUUGUGUGUGUGACAUUGGGGUUCCUUGCUUGUGUAUGUUAUCCUCCAAUUCUUCUCUCUUCUGUUUACCAUAAAGCAACACUUGCAUGUUAUCUUUCUUGGGUGAAAAACCCAAACCCAAGCUAGUCAGACUAUACUGUUUCACAUACUGAGUUAGACAUUGUAGAACAUACUCACCUGGAGCUAGCUGUUUUUGCUACAGAUAUCUAUGAAUAAGAAACCACAUGUUUAUGUAUUUGAAGCAUGUUGAAGUUUGCUGGAGGCAAUCCAAUCAUGUCUGCUUCAACCAGAAUUGUUUUUCUCUUGAAAGAAGCUUCGAGCUGAAGAUUACGACUACUCGUACCAAAGAAAUGUUUUUCUUCAGAGAAUACCUGAAGCUGUGUCACAUCAAAGUAUUAAGGUGUUCACCUGGAGUACUGUGCAAACUUCUCAAUGAUGGUUGGAAAGAAAAAUGAUUUGAUGGUGAGUUGUAACAGUUAGAUAUUCAGAGAUAUCUAUAUUUGCCCUUGUGUAGCCUUACAUUUGUUAGGUAAUGCUUCAUUUACACAGUCCUUUGGUUAGCAUCUUUGUAGCUAAGAACAAGAGGCUACAUAAAUUAAUUGAUUGGAGAUACACUUAGAUACAUGUCCGUAGGACAUCUGAGUAGCAAAAGUUUACUCACUGCUUGGGAAUAAGAUAUACUGAUUAGCUGUAGGCUGCAUAAUUAGUAGACAACUUUUCAUGGUGAAAUGAAUUUUUUCAGAUGAAAAACCUACUGUAUAGCUUAUGUAUUAUGUCUAUGUUUAAAGGCACAUUGCAUUUUUUAUCACUGUGAAACACUUUCAUCUCUUCUAAGAUUUUUUUUUCAAUCAGUCUUUACAUCUUGAAAGCAUGGAACCCCUUUAUAUUGUCUUUAAAGCUUACAGAAGGUGCAUUUAAUCUUUUUGACUCCAUACCAACUGCAGAGAUAUUGCACCAUCUCAAAGAUAGAUGCUCUAGAGCUCUGUACAUGUUUUGCAUUUGUGUGUAGGAAAUUGUCUGGACCUGAGUCAAAUGGGCUCUAUCAUGCAAUUAGAUGUAGAAGAAACAAAAAACACUCUAGGCUGUUUUCCUUUUAUUAAAGUGACAUAUUGUAAGAUAGGUAUGGUGACAUAACCAGGGAAUCAGAAUUUCCAGAUGAAAUGAGAUAGGCUUGGUAACCUGGUAGACAAGACAGCUUGUUUUUGCUCUUGAAGUGGAAAGACUGUCCAAGCCAGUUGCAGAUAAGGAAUAAUGUCAUGAAGAUGGUAGAAAGGAACUGCUUUUAUAACUUUGGAUGGCUUACUAUAGACAUGCCUCACACACUAUGAACUGUUUUUGUAAGUUAAAGAUGCCUAAAUCAAUAAAAUUAUCCUUUGUAGGUUCUAAUAUUUCAAACUA
This is a messenger RNA of Branchiostoma floridae (Florida lancelet), 5044 nucleotides long. Its product is annotated as RING finger protein unkempt homolog. The transcript has 17 exons. Gene Ontology annotation, molecular function: metal ion binding. Lineage: Eukaryota; Metazoa; Chordata; Leptocardii; Amphioxiformes; Branchiostomatidae. The record is from RefSeq and is a predicted model, not a curated record. The coding region runs from base 106 to 2679 and encodes 857 amino acids.